This is a messenger RNA of Rhododendron vialii, 3260 nucleotides long. RefSeq names its product DNA mismatch repair protein PMS1. NCBI's taxonomy places the organism in Eukaryota, Viridiplantae, Streptophyta, Magnoliopsida, Ericales, Ericaceae. Gene Ontology annotation, biological process: mismatch repair. Bases 210 to 3077 code for a protein of 955 amino acids. Gene Ontology annotation, cellular component: MutLalpha complex. The transcript has 11 exons. Gene Ontology annotation, molecular function: ATP binding; ATP hydrolysis activity; ATP-dependent DNA damage sensor activity. The record is from RefSeq and is a predicted model, not a curated record.
AGGGUUGAAACUAGGGAUCACUAGGGUUUCUCUCACUCUCGCUAUCCAUUCAAAUCUCUUCAGACAUACUCGUUCAAUUUGAACCCUUUCAGUCUCCUUAACAAGUUGAUCGAAGUUCCAAUCGAACUGCAGUGCGUCGGAACAGCACAAAAUCACUCCCAGCAUCGAUUACACAAGAGUUGAACGCUCCAACAUCGGCGGGGGCUUCGAUGGACGGCGGAGCGGCUACAGCGGCAGUGGAGUCCCCGACCAUCCGGGCCAUAAACAAGGGCGUGGUCCACAGAAUCUGCGCGGGACAAGUGAUACUCGACCUCUCGUCGGCCGUCAAGGAGCUGGUCGAGAACAGCUUGGACGCCGGCGCCACCAGCAUCGAGAUCUCCUUGAGAGAAUACGGCGAGGAAUUGUUCCAGGUCAUCGAUAACGGUUGCGGCAUUUCACCCAACAAUUUCAAGGUUCUUGCACUCAAGCAUCACACAUCUAAAUUAGCAGAUUUCCCGGAUCUUCAAUCAUUGGCCACUUUUGGCUUCAGAGGGGAGGCACUGAGUUCCCUUUGUGCUUUAGGGGAUUUGACAGUCGAAACAAGAACGAAAAAUGAAUCGGUUGCCACACACUUGUCUUUUGAUCAUUCGGGUCUCCUAGUAGCUGAAAGUAAAAUAGCACGUCAGAUUGGUACUACUGUCACUGUAAAGAAGUUGUUCUGCAAUUUGCCGGUGCGGAGCAAAGAAUUUCGGCGGAACAUUCGCAAAGAAUAUGGAAAGCUAAUAUCUUUAUUGAAUGCCUAUGCUCUCAUAGCCAAAGGGGUUCGCUUAGUUUGCACCAACACAACUGGGAAAAAUGUUAAGUCUGUGGUACUCAAAACUCAAGGAAGUGGUUCCCUUAAAGAUAACAUUAUAACAGUGUUUGGCUCCAGUACCUUUUCGUGCUUAGAACCAGUAAAUAUAUGUGUAUCAGACAGUUGCAAGGUCGACGGUUAUCUUUCCAGGUCUGGAAAUGGAAGUGGACGCAAUUUGGGAGAUAGGCAGUUCUUUUUUGUAAAUGGUCGACCAGUGGACAUGCCUAAAGUCAGCAAGCUUGUGAAUGAGAUAUAUAAAGGCGCAAACUCCCGGCAAUAUCCAAUCGCAAUCAUGAAUUUCAUAGUUCCAAGUAUGGCAUGCGAUGUCAAUGUAACUCCUGAUAAAAGAAAAGUAUUCUUUUCUGACGAAGUCUCCAUUUUACAUUCCUUAAGGGAAGCUUUAGGGGAGAUUUACUCACCAAGUCAUGUAAGUUAUUCUGUUAAUAAGUUUGAGGAGCCCAGUAAGGAUGAAAAUAGGUCUAACUUAUUUUCCGGUCAUGAGAGAUUGCGAUUGUCCUUGAAGCAGUUGUCUGCCGUUGGCAGUAUUCCCAAGGAGUCACGUGACUGUGGACAAUAUGGAGAUUCUGACAUAGUCCACAAGACUCUGGAAAAGGGCAUUACGGACCCUCCUGGUGCUAUGGGGACCAGCAGUGACGAAACUUCAACAGGAGAAGAAUUCACUGUUCGAGUCCAUGGCACUAAGAAAGCUGAUGGCUUUUUUGGGCGCCAGAAUGAGCAAUAUCUCAAUAGUCCUACAAUUGAUCAGCAGGCUCCACUCCAUUCCGAAGCAAUAGAGAAAGGUACUACUGAAAUGACCGAUUCACCUAGUGACUUGAAUAUUGUUCAGUCACCAAUCACCAGAUUUGUAAUGGUAAAUAAGAGAAAGCAUGAAAGCAUUAGUACAACGUUAUCCGAGGUGCCUCUCCUGAGAAAGCAUGAAAGCAUAAGUACAACGUCAUCCGAGGUGCCUCUCCUGAGAAAGCAUGAAAGCAUUAGUACAACGUUAUCUGAGGUGCCUCUCCUGAGAAAUGCACCUGUAGUCUGUCAAGCAAAGAAUAACUGUUCCACAAGCACAUCGGCUUUGAGAUAUCAGGCAAAUUGUCACAAACUUGAUGAUUCUGCUGAUGUUUGCAAUAAUGUGCAUGAGCUUGAGCCUGAGCCUGAGCCUCAGAUUUCAGGAGGCAACAUAAACAAUGACGAAUUUGUAGAGGCCUUUAGCAAUGAGAAGAAAGAUUUUUCUUUUGAUGAUGUGGUAUUAACUGCUCCAACCAGCGAACAUUUAAAGAAUGUGCCGGAAAAUCUUUCAGAUGCAACUCCUCAAUUACAAUCUUCUGGUUCACCUUCAGAUACUCGAAUGCCUUCUUCGAGUUCAAAAAUAUGUUCUACCUUGCAAUUUAGUUUGAAGGACUUGAGUGCAAGGAGGCAGCAGAGGCUGUCAAGAUUACAGUCCAGCAAUACAAAACGUGGAGGAACAAAGAGUAAAAGGUCCUUCGCUGCUGCAACACUAGAGCUUUCUCAACCGGUAAAUGAGGAAUGGAAAGCCAAGGCUUUAGCUGCAGCUACUAAUGAGCUGGAAAGGCUAUUCAAAAAGGAAGACUUUGGAAGAAUGAAGGUAAUUGGGCAAUUCAAUCUUGGUUUUAUAAUUGGCAAGUUAGAUCAAGACCUGUUUAUUGUGGAUCAGCAUGCUGCAGAUGAGAAGUACAAUUAUGAGCGUCUUUCGCAGUCAACUAACUUUAACCAACAGCCUUUGCUCCGGGCAUUAAGGUUGGACUUAUCUCCCGAGGAAGAAAUAGUUGCUUCUAUGCACAUGGAUACUAUACGGAAGAAUGGAUUUGCUUUGGAAGAGGAUUCUCAUGCUCCACCUGGGCAUCGUUUCAAACUGAAAGCUGUUCCCUUCAGCAAAAACAUUACUUUUGGAGUUGCAGAUGUGAGGGAUCUCAUUUCCAUUCUUGCUGAUAGCCAAGGGGAGUGCUCGAUGAUCAGUAGCUAUAAAAUGGAUACUUCAGACUCAGUUUGCCCACCAAGAGUUCGUGCAGUGCUAGCAUCACGCGCCUGCAGGUCAUCUUUUAAGAUUGGUGAUCCGCUUGGAAGAAAUGAGAUGCAGAAGAUCCUUGAACAUCUGAUGGGUCUCAACUCUCCAUGGAAUUGUCCACAUGGCAGACCAACGAUGCGUCACUUGGUUGACUUAACAACUCUCAGACAGUUCGAUGAGGACAAUGAUGUUAAAGAUUUCUGGACAGCCUGAUCGUACGCAUUCAGUGCCUACCAUCUUUUUAUCUUAAUUUUUGACUCUUUGUAAAUUCAAGGCACUUGCUGCCCGAAGACCUGAUGUAUUCAUUGACUUUGGACUGGAAUGCUGAGCUAUCCAGUGUAAGUAAGAAAUCCUUCUCUCUAAGCUAUCCAGGUAUGAAAUCCUGCUUCCUCAAAA